AUGAUCUUCCCAGCCAGUGAGAGCCCGGCAGAAGUAAUGGCAACAACCUUCUUGGAUAAAUGUGGACUGCCAGCUGCCGAUCUCGCUGUUGACAAUAAAAGCAGAUAUGCUCCUUGCUCACUGCCAUUAGCAAUGACCAUGACCCUUCACACCAAAACCUCUGGAGUUACCCUGCUGCACCAGAUCCAAGGCACAGAGCUGGAGACGCUGGGCAGACCUCAGCUGAAGAUCCCCCUGGAGAGACCGCUCAGCGACAUGUACGUGGAGAGCAACAAGGCAGGGGUUUUCAACUACCCAGAAGGGGCCGCUUACGAUUUUGCUACCACCGCUCCCGUGUACAGCUCUACUACUCUCAGUUAUGCCCCUACUUCUGAGUCCUUUGGGUCCAGCAGUUUGGCCGGAUUUCACUCACUGAACAAUGUCCCACCGAGCCCCGUGGUAUUCUUGCAGACGGCGCCCCAGCUCUCGCCCUUCAUCCAUCACCACGGCCAACAGGUACCCUAUUACCUUGAGAACGAACAGGGCAGCUUUGGAAUGAGGGAAGCUGGUCCCCCAGCCUUCUACAGGUCGAGCUCCGAUAACAGGCGCCACAGUAUCCGGGAGAGGAUGUCCAGUACCAACGAGAAAGGGAGCCUGUCCAUGGAAUCCACCAAGGAGACGCGAUACUGUGCUGUGUGCAACGACUAUGCCUCAGGCUACCAUUAUGGGGUCUGGUCCUGUGAGGGCUGCAAAGCCUUUUUCAAAAGGAGUAUUCAAGGGCACAACGACUACAUGUGUCCAGCUACUAACCAGUGCACCAUUGACAAGAACAGAAGAAAGAGUUGCCAGGCUUGCCGACUAAGAAAAUGCUAUGAAGUGGGAAUGAUGAAAGGUGGAAUCCGUAAAGAUCGCAGAGGUGGGCGAAUGAUGAAACAAAAACGUCAAAGAGAGGAACAGGAUUCCAGGAAUGGAGAGGCUUCUUCUACAGAGCUGAGAGCUCCAACCCUUUGGACAAGUCCGCUUGUAGUUAAACAUAACAAGAAGAACAGUCCGGCCCUGUCCCUGACCGCAGAGCAGAUGGUCAGUGCCUUGCUGGAAGCUGAGCCACCUAUAGUUUAUUCUGAGUAUGACCCUAAUAGACCUUUCAACGAAGCCUCUAUGAUGACCCUGUUGACCAACCUUGCAGACAGAGAAUUAGUGCACAUGAUCAACUGGGCAAAGAGAGUUCCAGGAUUCGUGGAUUUAACACUCCAUGAUCAGGUCCAUCUACUGGAAUGUGCCUGGUUAGAGAUACUGAUGAUUGGCUUAGUCUGGCGCUCCAUGGAACACCCGGGAAAGCUUUUAUUUGCACCUAACCUAUUACUGGACAGGAAUCAAGGGAAAUGUGUAGAGGGCAUGGUGGAAAUCUUUGACAUGCUGCUGGCUACUGCUGCUCGGUUCCGCAUGAUGAAUCUUCAGGGGGAGGAAUUUGUGUGCCUUAAGUCCAUCAUCCUGCUCAAUUCUGGUGUGUACACUUUUCUUUCCAGCACCUUGAAAUCUCUGGAAGAGAGAGACUAUAUUCACCGUGUUCUGGACAAAAUCACGGAUACUCUGAUACACUUAAUGGCUAAGUCAGGUCUUUCUCUGCAGCAACAACACAGACGGCUGGCUCAGCUCCUGCUCAUCCUCUCGCACAUUAGGCACAUGAGCAACAAAGGAAUGGAGCACCUGUACAAUAUGAAGUGCAAAAACGUAGUUCCCCUCUAUGAUCUCUUGCUGGAGAUGCUGGACGCUCACCGACUGCACGCCCCAGCAGCCAGGAGUGCUGCACCGAUGGAAGAGGAGAACCGGAGCCAGCUGACAACUGCAUCGGCUUCAUCGCAUUCCUUGCAGUCCUUUUAUAUGAGCAACAGAGAAGAGGAGAAUAUGCAGAAUACAAUAUAAAAAGAAUCAGCUUAUUUAAUGGUAUGAGAAACCCAGCAGCAUACUACCUAGUUCAUGCUUUAUUUCAGCUAAAAUGCCACCUAUGUAAACACUCCAAUGACAUCAGUCACCUGUAUUUUCCAUUUGAGUGUUUGUCAAGCGCUUGCCUAAAUUGAUUGUUCAUCCUAAAUGGAAGACAUUUUGUUGCUACGGACAGCCAACAACGACUGUCAGGCUAACUUAAUUUGAAAUUUGCAGUGUUUUUAUUUACUUUUGCAUGUAAGUAGGGUAAGUCCUAAUCUAAACUUAAACAUUCAUUCUACCAUAAAUUAAUAGGCCAUACCACCAAGGCAUAUGAGUAGCUGCAUAGUGGUAGCCUUUGUUGGUAUCCAUCCCGAAUUCUGAGCCUGUUUAAUACUUUACUUGCUUGAAACUUUGAAACUGUUUGGUAGAGAUCCCAGAUGUAUUUGAGCGAGGCAUGUUGGAAAGCUGACUGGCAUCUUAGUGUGCCACAGUGAAACUCCACUGCUAGUGACUGCCUCAUUAACACCGAGGUAGUUUAGGUAGAUUCCCACCUCUCUUCUUCCAGCAAUAGAAGAGAACUUCUGUCUGUGAAUUCUUUUUCUUUUUCUUUUCUUUUUGUUUCUUUUACUUUAGUGGCUAACAUCAGCAGACAAUUCCCUUUCAAGGUCAUACUGACCAAGCUUUCAGGUCCUCUUACUAUACUCUCUAUCCAAAUUGCAUUGUGUGCAUCUCAUCUUGUCUGACUCUAUAAAGCUAAAUCGUUCUGUUGCUUUGUAGUGCGUACAUGAAGGACAACAUGGAAAACAGUGAUAACAGACAAUUGCUCUUAAAUCAGACUAGAUAUUUACAGAAACCAUGAGGUCUUUAAAAAAAAAAGAAAUUUACACACGCAUACAUGAUCUAGCACUAUUUUAUGAAAAAAAAACGCCCCACUUUCUUUUAUUUUGUUGCCCUAACAACUCAGUGGCCAGGAUGCUAGUACGAGGUUGGCAUAGCCGGGUGAGACUGUCCCAUUCCACUUGUCAGAGUCUUGCCUACCCAGAUAGGGGAGGGUUGGGGUUGCAGCCACAGCUGUAGGCUUUGCAUUACUUUUACUCGCUUCUGCUUUGAUUGGGGGAUUCACAAAAUCACUGCUAAGAUCCAGCUCAUCUGUGACACCAGAAUUGAGCAAGGUGCUCAGCCAUAGAUAAGACUCCAGGUCACUGCAUGUACAGGGUGCAGGAAAGUAUACCUAGCUUUCCCCAUGCAUAUGUGCAACUGCUUUCUCUAAGGGUUAGUUAGUUUCUUCAGCUCAACCAUAAAUGCACAUAAGGUCUUCUGAUAUUAAGAGCUUCAGCAACAGGUGAAGGGCAGACACUUUCAAAGAAAAAGACCAAUCUAUCCUUAUUGGCUGUUGUCCAAGGUAGAAGCUGGUGUUUCUGUUCGACUGCCUCUAUGCUAGGUGUUUCUGUUCGACUGCCUCUAUGCUAGUAAAUUAAACAUGUCAGAGAAUGAUGCUGAGUACUAGAAUGUGGGUGUUUUUAUAUAUAUAUAUAUAUAUAUACCAGAGCUGUUCUAAGAGAUUAAUAUUUUUUUUUCCUGCGCUAUCUUGCACUUCCACUUUUCAGGAGCAGUUUGGGAGUUAGCAUGGACCAGGGACUAGUUCCAAUAGCCAGUUGGAAGUGACCACCCUGUCAGUAGGGAAGUUUGUAGCGUGCAUAUAGGCUGGUCCAUAGCAGCUGGUCAAAGCACCAGAGAAAGGUUUGGGGUAUGCCUCAUUUACUAGUAAAGUUGAAGCCUUUAUGUUAGCUUGAUUGGCAUAUCCUGCAGUAACUAAAUAUAGGAAAUAGUGCGACUACUGUAGUACGGUAGUGCCUAUGUCUAAUCACACCCACUGUAACAAUGGCAGUGUCUGUGUACAGUGAGAUUGAGUUACAGAGCAAGUGUGAAGGCAGAAGGGCAUAGGAUCAGUUUGUGCUCCAAAGCAAGGAUUAGAUUCUUAGUAAAUGUACAUAAUGAUGUCCAUCACAGUUUCACAUAAAUAUCUGAGUAAAGGACAGAUGCGGUUCAAAAAUCUGCAGAUAAAUGCUCGCUAUAUAUUCAAAAAGAUUCCUUAGCUAAGUGUCCAGGCCUAAAUGUAUGAAGAAGUCAUUGUAAGUUAAUAGGCCUUUUACUGAUGCAUGUUAUACUCUCUUUUUCUUUUUCUUUUUUUUUCUUUUUUUUUUUUUUUGGUGACCAUGCUGAAGGAUUUGUCUUUUUAUGUAUUCAGUGAAAAGAGAGAGAGAGAGCAUGCGUGCGUGCGUGUGUGUGUGUGUGUGUGUGUGUGUAAGUGUAAAUUUGGUACCUAAGGGCUUUUGGAGGCUCCUAAAUGCCUUGCAAAAAAAAUGCACACUUUGUUUUGUAGCUGUUUUUCAAAUGUGUUGUUAGAAAAAUCCUGGAUGCCCUGAAAUGAGUGCAGGUGAAGAUUUGGCUGGAACAAAUGGAACAGGAAUUGCUCUAGUUAGUUACACCUAAGUACUCACACCCUCAUGAUUCACUUGUAGCCUAUGGAGCUGCUCUUUAAAUAUACUGUACCUGCAACUUGUGUGUUCGUUGUAACAGAACACACAGAGCAAGCUUGUGGUUCAUAAACUGCACAGCAAUUCGUUUUAAAUAAAUGCCUCCCUCUCCUACACCCCAGGAAAAUUUAUUAUAUCAAUUCAAGUGCAAAUUUGGCCUGAAGAAAAACAAAUUAGUUCAGGAAGAGCAAUUCAUAACAAAGGGCCAGAUUCUGGUGAUACUUAGGUAGAGUAAGUACCUCUGUACUCUAUAAAUUGUUCCAGUGAAGCUGGAAAGCAUGUUCGUGAAGGGGCAGGCAGCAGACAGGAGGGUAUCAAAAUGCGGCUUGGAACACCAGAAAUAAUCAUCAGUUUCCAACUGUAAUUCUGAAUGCUUUCCUAGGCUCAGCCCUUGCAGUGAAGUAACUGAGAUCCAGCCAAUCCUUCCACACAUAUGGGCAUGACAGUGAAAGGCACCCAGGCAAAAAGCCUCAGUGAUUCCCAGUAAUCCAUUUACACUGGGGCAGUUUCAAAGCUCUGUCAUUAACUUGUCCAUGAUAUUUUAUUUGAAGCAGCACCUUAAUGAAUAUAUUAAUCUUUACAUAAUUAUCUAUAAAGAUGAUUGUCCACAUAUCAGACAGCUGAAUGUAGCCAUUCUAUUGAUUAAACAAAGCCUACAAUACAAAACUGGCAACUUUCUUCUCAUAUGUAAUUCUGAAUUAUGCUGUCAAUCAUGUAUGCAGACAUUUGUGCCUGACAUUUGGUAAUUGUUAAUUUACAGGAUGCUAUUUUGUGUGUGUGUGUGUGUGUGUGUGUGUGUGUGUGUGUAUAUAUAUAUAAAAAUAUAAAAAUAUAAAUAUAUAUAUAUACACACACACACACGCUUUAUAUUUACAGCUGACAAACCAGUACUACCUGAAUGCCUGGUGCUGGAUAGUAAAAAAAAAUACAUAGCAUAUAAAAAAAAAAUUGAAAGAAAAAUAUUCAGGGCAGCUAAUUAUGCUUUUACCAAAACAUUAAUCGUGAUGUUUGUGGACAGUACCUAAUGAAAGAAUCAUUGUUUUAUAAUGUUUAUACUUGGAUUUUUUAAAAAAAGAAAAAACAAAAAAACCCUAGAAACAGGCAAUGUAAUACCAGCAUAAGCCAAACAGAAAUAGACCAGAUGAACUUGCUUUGCUUGUGAAUAUAGUUGUUAUUCAAUUAUUAUGAAAAGCUUGGGAGGCAGGAGAGGAGAUCACGUGAUGUGUAUCACGUAGUGGUGUCUGGGUUUCCAACAAUAUGUGAAAGCUGCUCUGGUUUGUAGUGGUCUGAGCCAUGUUGCGAUCUUGCAGACUUCGUCUCAGGUAAAACUCCCAGUUAGGGCAGUAGGAUUUGUACUGAGGUAAAAUAAUUUAAUGAGAGUUUCUUGGUGUGUGUUUGUGGUAAAUUUACCAUUAUGUCUCAAUGACAUUUCUUGAUUUUUUUCUCCUUCUGUACACUGAAGGGUUUGAUAAUUUAAAAAUAUAAUUAAACAACAAACAAAAGAAAAAGUGAACUGAGUUCCCAAGGAUAUUGCAAGGACUGCCAGCAGGUCACUGCACUUUGAGAAAAAAAACCAAAAAACCCCAAACCCCCAAAACAGGGUUUGUAAUGAAGCCUGUAUCCAUGCCAGUUGUUGCUGAUCGAUUCCUAAAGAAUUGUGCCAAAUGUUUAAAAUAAAACAAACCACCAGCAAAGUAAAAAUUCUGCCUUAGUAGGGUCUGAAUCUUAUCAUAGACUUUGGUAGGAACAGGGCAAGCCUGUUUUGUAUAUGUAAUAUCUUGCUUUGAAAUGAGAAUGCAACCCAGCCUAAUGCUAAUGGGAUUUUGUAUAUAAGGUAUUCGCAGCUGAACCAAUGUGAAGUGCAUUUCUGAAUCUGAGUAGAGAAAGACAGCAUUUUCAGUGCUAUCUACAAAAGUAAUAUAGCUUUACAGACAGAACUUCAGCAUAUGUAAAAGAAGGGUCAUGUUAAAGACGAUAUCUUAAUACAGAUCAGUCUUUGUUGUCACCUGUAACUAUAGCAUAAUCUCAAACUGAUCCAAGAAUUUUAAAUUAGUAUUUCCCCAAUAUUAAUGACCUACCCUUUCUAUCUGCAACUUCUUUUUCAUCUUUCAAAUGUAGAUAGUAUUAUAUCCUGAAAGUUGUUUUCAAAGUGAUUGUUGCCCAUAAGGGUACUCAGUUUUGCACUGUGUUAAAAAAAAAGGAAAAAAAAGAAAAAAAUUGCAUUCAGAUGUGCCUAAAAAAAGUAUAUGCUGCCAUCUUGCAAGUUAGUAUGCUCUGUACUCCUGUGUGCCUCUAAUUAGAAGUCUGUUUCUUCAGAAAGUGCCCAUUGGAGGAUGAAGGGAUAGACUGCUAGUCAUGAGACUUGCAUUAACAAGCCACUUUAUGUAUCACCUUAUUGUAUAUACUCUAAUGCUUUUGUGUGCACUACCUAUUCUGUCAAUGGAAAGUCCUUUCUUUGGUAUAGGCUCAGCUGCCGUGAUGUAUUUGUUCAAAGUAUGCUGUUUCUUCACUGAUGCAUAUAAAAUUAUUGUUGUCCUUUUGUUUUGGUGAGUUUUUUUUCUUUGUUUUGCACCUAAAAAGCUCUAAAAAAGUCUAAAUGAAAAACCUGGUGGGCUACCUGAUUGGUGCAAGUUUUUUAUAAACUUAUUUGAUGUUGAAAAUAAAGAAUUAACCAG
Molecule: messenger RNA, 7117 nt
Organism: Dromaius novaehollandiae (emu)
Lineage: Eukaryota; Metazoa; Chordata; Aves; Casuariiformes; Dromaiidae
Gene: ESR1
Product: estrogen receptor 1
Exons: 9
Coding region: 1-1902 (633 amino acids)
Biological process (GO): regulation of transcription by RNA polymerase II; estrogen receptor signaling pathway; cellular response to estrogen stimulus
Cellular component (GO): nucleus; chromatin
Molecular function (GO): steroid binding; zinc ion binding; estrogen response element binding
Source: RefSeq, a predicted model, not a curated record